This is a messenger RNA of Cynoglossus semilaevis (tongue sole), 1754 nucleotides long. RefSeq names its product tRNA methyltransferase 2 homolog B (gene trmt2b). The transcript is spliced from 2 exons. Gene Ontology annotation, molecular function: tRNA (uracil(54)-C5)-methyltransferase activity, S-adenosyl methionine-dependent; RNA binding. Gene Ontology annotation, biological process: RNA processing. The record is from RefSeq and is a predicted model, not a curated record. NCBI's taxonomy places the organism in Eukaryota, Metazoa, Chordata, Actinopteri, Pleuronectiformes, Cynoglossidae. Bases 95 to 1573 code for a protein of 492 amino acids.
UGCCGGAUAUCAAAGCCACAUCGUAUAAAUUGAAUCGAAAACACACGAGUGUGUUACGCUAUACGAUACGGCACUCGGUUAACGUAAAGCGAUUAUGGCAGCUCUUUGUAACAGGUCAGUCGUUUUAUUGAGAUAUUAUAUUGUUAAUUUUUCAAAGAAAACAGGCCUCUUUUCAACAUAUAACUCCAGUUUAGUCGACAAGAGGGAAUCAAAGUUCAAUAAAUUCAAGAAGAAAACUUACAAACAUCCUCCCUGGUCUGUUGAACAGUCGUGGGAGGAAAAUCUGGCUGAUGUGGUUACUCCUCUGUGGAGGCUCAGCUAUGAGGAGCAACUUGAGGUCAAGCAAAAACAACAGCUAAAGAUUCUCUCUCAGCUCUCUUGGUAUCUUAUUGGGGACUCCCAGUCACAAACCUCAUCAUCUGUUAAGCACAAACCCAGCUUUACUGUCCUACCCAUCCUUCCGUCACCAGUGCAGAAUGGCUACAGGAACAAGUCCACAUUCAACGUCAACAAAGGAGUUGAUGGAAAUGAGAAGACCGUUGGAUUUUAUCUAGGCACAGGCGGACGAAAUAACAUUGUCUGUGUCAACGGAGACCACCUUCUCAACAUGCCAGAGAAACACAAGCUGGUGGCAAGAUGCUACCAGGACUUCAUACGCCGCUCUCCUCUGAAGCCGUGCCUGCUCUUUCACACUGGUGGUCACUGGAGAGAAAUCACAGUGAGAACCAACCACAAGGGCCACACCAUGGCUAUAGUGUACUUUCACCCUCAGACACUCACACCCGAGGAGGUGUCCAUCCACAAGGCUGACCUGCAGGAAUACUUCAUACACGGCCCUGGAUCAGUGUGUCAGCUGGACUCGCUGUUCUUUCAAGAGAGCGUCAUGACCCGCUGCACUCACGAACAAUCUCCCUACCAGCUCCUACAUGGUCAGCCUCACAUGUAUGAAGAGGUCCUUGGCUUCAAGUUCCGCAUUUCUCCAGACGCUUUCUUCCAAGUGAACCACACCGCUGCUGAGGUGCUGUACAGAACAGUAAGAGACCUGUGCACCCCGAAUACUGGAGAGGGCGGCGAAAGAACAAAACUGGGCGGUACACUUCUAGACGUGUGCUGCGGCACAGGUGCUAAUGGCAUCACCAUCUCCUCGCGGGUGGACAAGGUCAUUGGCAUAGAGCUCGUUGAACAGGCGGUGGAAGACGCUCGACACAACGCAUCCCUCAAUAACUUACUGAAUUGUGAAUUUAUCCCUGGGAAGGCCGAGGUGGUGGUCCCUGCUCUCAUGGCUAGGUUAAGUCAUGACGACACGGGCCUCACGGCUGUGGUCAACCCCUCCCGGGCUGGCCUGCACCCCAGAGUGGUUCGAGCUUUACGGAACCAGCCUCGUAUCCGUCGCCUGGUCUACGUUUCAUGUAAACCAGAUGGAGAAGCUAUGAGGAACUUCAAGGAGCUUUGUUGUGAACGUGACUCACAGAAAAAACUCACGGGAGAGCCUUUCACACCAACUCUAGCUGUGCCUGUGGACAUGUUUCCACACACUCCUCACUGUGAACUGGUGCUGCUGCUCGAGAGGUAGAAGAAGGUCCACACUUUGGCCUCAACUUUUAGAUUUUCACAUUGGGUAGAAAGGAACACAAGGGCUGUGUUUUUAAUGUUUUAUCUGAAAAGAGUCUGAUACACUUAUAAUAAACAAUACAGUCUUCAAGAAAAGUUAUAUGCCCCUCAAAAAGAAGGAAUAAAUAUAACUUUUGAACAUU